AUGGCGAAUCGUACGGAUCCAGCAGCGAAGAGCAUAAGAGGGACGAAUCCCCAAAACCUAGUGGAGAAGAUUCUCCGUUCAAAGAUCUACCAGAACACCUAUUGGAAGGAACAAUGUUUCGGUUUAACGGCGGAGACCUUAGUCGACAAGGCCAUGGAGCUCGACCACCUCGGCGGCACCUACGGUGGCAACCGUAAACCCACUCCCUUCAUGUGCCUCGUCAUGAAAAUGCUCCAGAUUCAGCCCGAGAAAGAAAUCGUCAUCGAGUUCAUCAAAAACGAUGAUUACAAGUAUGUGAGGAUACUUGGUGCGUUCUAUUUGCGUCUUACGGGAUCUGAUACUGAUGUCUAUCAUUACCUGGAACCAUUGUAUAAUGAUUAUAGAAAACUGAGGCGAAAAUUAGCUGAUGGACAGUUUAGUUUGACACAUGUUGAUGAGGUCAUUGAUGAACUUCUCACAACGGAUUAUUCCUGUGAUAUUGCUAUGCCGCGUAUCAAGAAAAGGUGGACUCUUGAAUCUCUUGGUUCAUUAGAACCUAGACAAAGUGCACUUGAAGAGGAUUUUGAGGAGGAAGAGGAGAAUGAGGAUAAUGAACAGCCUGCCGAAGAGCUUGAAGAUAAAACCCAUGAGAAGGAUUAUUAUCGUGGGCGAAGUCCUACAAGGGAAAGAGAUAGGGAUAGAAGACGCGAAAGUCACAGACACAGGUUUCUCUGCACUGACAGUGUGCAGUUGAGAAGUAUGAUGGGUCAAACAGCUAAUGUUUCAUUGCUGUUACUUUCUUGUUGGGGGAGGCAUUGUGAAGUGACUAUUGUUAUGGAUCGCGACUAUGAUAGAGAUUAUGACAGAGAGCGUGGACGUGGCCGAGAUAGAGACAGAGAUAGGGAAAAGGAAAGGGACAGAGAUAGGGAAAAGGAAAGGGACAGAGACCGAUAUCGAGUGAGGGAAGAAAAGGAUUAUGGUCGUGAGAGAGAGGGUAGGGAGCGAGAGAGGAGAGACAGAGAUCGCGACCGUGGUAGGAGGAGGAGCUACUCAAGGAGUCGAAGUAGAAGCAGGGAUCGCAAGGAACAUGAUGGCGGGGACUACAGGAAGAGACAUGCUCGUAGUAGCGUUAGUCCUAGAAGGCAUGGAGAUGGAGCUGAGGAUGGGGAGCCAAAGAGGAAGAAGGAGAAGAAAGAAAAGAAGGAAAAGAAGGAUGACGGGACUGACCAUCCAGAUCCAGAGAUUGCCGAAGCAAACAGGUUACGAGCAGAACUGGGUUUGAAACCACUGAGGAUGUGA
Vicia faba (fava bean) is the source of this 1278-nucleotide messenger RNA. The record is from the annotation of a GenBank genome assembly. NCBI's taxonomy places the organism in Eukaryota, Viridiplantae, Streptophyta, Magnoliopsida, Fabales, Fabaceae.